Molecule: messenger RNA, 2070 nt
Organism: Penicillium brevicompactum
Lineage: Eukaryota; Fungi; Ascomycota; Eurotiomycetes; Eurotiales; Aspergillaceae
Exons: 1
Coding region: 1-2070 (689 amino acids)
Molecular function (GO): protein binding
Source: RefSeq, a predicted model, not a curated record
AUGGCACCCUCGAACGCACGAUCCAGAUCCACUCGCCCUAUGCGGUCCAGUCGCACCAAGGUCAAGACUUAUCAUGAAGAAACAUCCUCUGAUGAAUCAAAUGACGUACCCAGAUCUGAACGUGCAUCUUUGUCCCUUCGUUCGCGCAGUGGGACUCGAAUGCCGAGGUCCUAUCGCGAGGAGUCCACUGAUGCCAGCUUUGACGAGCCAGUGGAAGAAGAAGAGGUAGCGGUGGGUGUAGCUCCGGCGCUAGAACAAAUCCCAGCAUCCGAAAACCUGCCUACUCCUCGCCCUUCCAGACAGCCACCUCCUCGGCGCACAACAACUCCAAAACCAAAGCAGACCAAACGGCCAUCCAAGCGCAGGAGUCAGGUGGGAAAGGUUUUGCGCAAACGUGUCAAGACCGACAAUGAUUGUGGGAUUAUCCUCGGAUCAGGUGUCAUUCCCCCCUGGCAAACUCUGCCAUAUCAUAUACUCCUCGACAUUUUCUUGCGCGCGUCCUAUCCAUUGCUUGACGAGGGACGAUCGGACCGCAAUGAUUCUGUCAAGUGGCUUCUAAAUACCGCUUUACUCUGCCGAAGCUUCUACGAGCCUGCGCUUGCUGCUCUCUAUCAAUGCCCGCCGCUUUUGCCAGCCCACAAGACCCAUGCGCUGUUCAACCUGUUGACGCAACCACCGGAAUCACUCUCCAUGAACUAUGCCAGCAAGAUCAAGAACCUUCAUCUUGAAGUGGAACCACUGUUACUAUAUAAAAGUGGACCAACUCUCGGAUAUUUUGAUCUCGCUAAAUUGAUCGAGAAGACUCCUCAGGUGCAUACCAUUCGACUUUAUCACAAAGACGACUACACCGUCGGAAUUCCUCCAUGGCAUAUCGUCCCUUCGAGAUGGAGUUAUCAAGAUCCUCUCUUUUUCGCCAUCAGAGAUGCUGGUAUAAUUCUCCGGAGUUGGGAUUGGAACUGCCGCUUCACAGGAGAAGACGUCCUUCUCGAGUUUAUGCUUGACCAACAUCAGACACCGGCAUACCGCGGGCUCAAAGAGCUCAAGUUGCUCCACUUCAAUGAUACCCCCACAGAAGACUCACUUGACAAAGGGAACCUGCUGGCGAGUUCACUCAGCGUGCUGUCUGACAUCCAACGAUUGGAGUUCCUCGAAUGUUCUCUGGUCAGCGCCGAGAUUUUGUUCAACGUACCACGGACACUCCAAUCGCUCACGUUGAGAAACUGCGAUAGAAUGUGGUCAGAAGACCUCAAAGCUUUCUUAGACUCACAUGGCACGAAUCUCCGAGAGCUGAACCUCAGCCACAAUCGCCAUCUCAGCAUGUCUUUCAUCCCAACCUUGGGCGAGUCAUGUCCCAAUCUCACGAUUUUCAAGAUGGAUGUUUCAAUGCACGACGGAUCAAGUUACCACGAUGUCGAACCACACUUUGAUGCACUGCUUGUGAAAACACAGGUACCCACCUGGCCCACCAAGCUCCAAGAAAUUGAGUUGACCCAGUUGCGCAAAUGGGAUGAUGCUGCUGCAGAGGUAUUUUUCACCUCGCUCGUCAAUGCAGCGCCGGGUCUUUCCGACCUGCGCAAACUGGCAAUCAGCGCUAUACUGAAAAUUGGGUGGCGGGAUCGUGCUACGUUCCGCGAAAGAUGGAUCAGUCGACUCGAAAAAGUCUUCUUGCGCCGCAGCCCUCCGCCAGAUCCUAACAUGCGUUCCCUUCGCAAGCGCCAGAUAGGCCCUAGCAGCGCGAUAUUCGCUAAAGCGGAAGAGGGAGAAGCGCGGGCAAACGAUUCAAACACCGCGGACGGGGAAUCAUCAGUUCGGUCGAAACGACAGAGCACCCGUCUAGCCAAACAAAGCUCUGAUGAGGCGCUCGAGGCUGCGGCUAAUCAGUCACGGGGCGCCUCGCCCUCGGAUGACGAGAAUAUUCAAGGAAUGUGUGAUGUCGUCAGUAUUCGAAUUGACAAUCAACGACCCACAGAGCUGCAAUAUAACGAGAACGACUUCCUCGAUGAUGAACUCAGCGGAGACGAGGACUGGAAUGGCAAUGACUUUGAGCCAGCCCCAGGGAGUGCGUGGUAA